AUGUCGUACAAUAUACUGAAGUGUAACUGUCAUCAUCAUCAUCAUCAUCCCCCUCCAGCAAAUGUCGCAAUCGAUACCGCUGGUGAUGAAUAUUCCAAAGCAGUGCAUAUUUCUAGGCAUCAGCAACCCCAACAUAGUAGAAUUAAAAUCGCCAUUGCGCGAAGUGCAGUAAGCGACGAGCAACUCAUUCACACUCCGGCAACUUUUGCUGUUUUCAUUUCGCGACCGUCUUUUGCAGAAGAGGGUCGGGAGUUUGGGGCUGUGGCGAUGCUCGAGAGCAAUCGAGUAAAGCUAUCUGUCGAUCUUACAAAAAAGACUCAGGCCAUCGUUGGUAGUUAG
This is a messenger RNA of Loa loa (African eye worm), 339 nucleotides long. RefSeq lists its product as hypothetical. The coding region runs from base 1 to 339 and encodes 112 amino acids. NCBI's taxonomy places the organism in Eukaryota, Metazoa, Nematoda, Chromadorea, Rhabditida, Onchocercidae. The transcript has 3 exons. The record is from RefSeq and is a predicted model, not a curated record.